AUGCCUAAGUUAGCCGUACUUUCUCAGACAUUUUUUCUGGUCUUGAAUAUUGCAACAUUGUUGCAAAUAUGCAUUGCUAAGUCAUACAACGUUGGUGAUUUUGGGGCAAUGGCCGAUGGCAAGACCGACUCGUCAUCGGCCUUGUCAAAGGCUUGGGCGGCUGCCUGCAGCUCAGACUAUGAAUCAACGGUUCUCGUUCCACAAGGAAUGUUCCUGGUGAAUUCGGUAUCGUUGUAUGGACCAUGCAAGAAGAAAGUGCAUCUGAGACUUUUAGGAAAUAUUGUUGCUCCAAGUUACCAAUCAUUGAGCAACCAUCAAUCAUGGAUAUCAUUCAAUAAUGUUGAUGGGUUGUCAUUUAUUGGUAGUGGCACUAUUGAUGCCAAGGGGUCAAGUUAUUGGUCAUGUAAGAAGCAACAAAGAGGUUGCCCCUAUGGAGCAAGGUCAUUCUCUCUUCAAGGCUGCAACAACGUACUGGUUAACGGCUUGAAAUCGUUCGACAGCGAGGGUGUCCACAUUUCUAUCAACCAAUGCAACAACAUCACCAUGCAAAAUUUGAUAUUAACUGCCCCGGAUGAUAGCCCUAACACCGAUGGCAUCCACAUUGGGAAUUCAAACUUUGUUAGUGUCCUCCACAGCAAGAUUGGCACUGGAGACGACUGCAUAUCAAUCGGCCCAGGCACUAAGAACAUGUGGAUGGACCAUAUUGUGUGCGGCCCCGGGCAUGGCAUUAGCAUUGGAAGCAUUGAUGGAACGCCACGUGAAGAAGGAGUGGAAGACAUUGAAGUUAAAAAUUCAGUGUUUAGAAAUACAGACAACGGUGUUCGGAUCAAAACAUGGGCGAAACCUAGCAAUGCGACCGUUAUGAAUGUCAAGUUCACGAACUUGGUCAUGAAAAAUGUUACAAACCCUAUAAUUAUAGAUCAAGAGUAUUGCCCUCAGAGCAAUUGCCCAAAAGGCGUACGUACUUGA
Messenger RNA from Salvia splendens (bonfire salvia), 969 nucleotides. Its product is annotated as polygalacturonase. The record is from RefSeq and is a predicted model, not a curated record. Bases 1 to 969 code for a protein of 322 amino acids. Lineage: Eukaryota; Viridiplantae; Streptophyta; Magnoliopsida; Lamiales; Lamiaceae. Gene Ontology annotation, molecular function: polygalacturonase activity. Gene Ontology annotation, biological process: carbohydrate metabolic process. The transcript is spliced from 3 exons.